UUGUCAGUGUGCGACGGUCAGCUAGCUACGCAGUUGUGUGUUUUAUCGGAUUUGUUGGAAUUUUCCACUACGGAGUUUGUUUAGACUAAAGUUUGACAAGUCAACUGCUAACCAGUAGCUACUAGCUGAAUUCAAGACCAUACUCGAGCCUUCUACAAACCCCGUUGAACCCUUAUCGAGUUUAGUGUUGCGGUUUAUCUGUUUUUCGUCUUUGAGGAUGGGGUUAACGGUUGGCUAAGUAUUAGCAUCGUUAGCUCAGAUUAGCUGUUGAAGUCCGGUGUGGGUUUUGUGUUUCAUCGUUGCAAUGGAGUAUCCUGGCGGUGGGGUGGUGCUGAGCGGGGGGAACGUCCCUGCAUUCCUAACAAAACUGUGGACCCUGGUAGAGGACCCUGACACCGACCCGCUUAUAUGCUGGAGCCCGAGUGGAACCAGCUUCCAUGUGUUUGAUCAGGGCCGCUUCUCCAAAGAGGUUCUGCCAAAAUUUUUCAAGCACAACAACAUGGCUAGUUUCAUCCGACAGCUCAACAUGUAUGGUUUCCGUAAGGUGGUGCACAUUGAGCAAGGUGGUUUGGUGAAACCAGAGAGAGACGACACAGAGUUCCAGCACCCGUUCUUCAUCAGAGGACAAGAACAUCUACUGGAGAACAUCAAGCGCAAAGUUACCAACGUGUCGUCAGUCCGUCAGGAGGAAGUAAAAAUCUCUACAGAGGAAGUGAACAAGAUCUUGGGCGAUGUCCAAGUGAUGAAGGGAAAACAGGAAACUAUCGACUCCAGAAUCAUUGCCAUGAAACAUGAGAAUGAGGCUCUAUGGAGGGAGGUGGCCAGUCUGAGACAGAAACAUGCUCAGCAACAGAAAGUCGUCAACAAGUUGAUCCAAUUUCUGGUGUCUCUCGUCCAAACCAACCGGAUCAUGGGAGUCAAGCGAAAAAUUCCUCUGAUGCUCAAUGACUCGAACUCUGCCCACUCCAUGCCUAAAUACAGCCGGCCUUUCACAUUGGAGAACUUGCAGGCUGCAGCCAGUCUCUUCUCAGCUGACAGCCCAGUGACUUCUGGACCAAUCAUCUCCGACAUCACAGAGGUAGCCACGUCCACCCAAGAUGAUGUAGUCAAUGAAUGGAUUGGGGAGAGUCAGUCGGUUGAUAUCAAAGAGGAACCAUCAAGCCCUGAGGUGGAAGUGUGUCCUGUCCUCGAAGUAGAGGCUACAAAUGUGGACACACCUCUCUCCCCAACAACCUUGAUCAACUCCUUCCUUCAGGAUGAGAUACAACACACAUCUGUCACUUCCACCUGCACCACCACCACCACAACCACUACCACCUCUACCCCAACAGUCAGUUCUAUUGUUGUGAUGAAACCUUCCUCCACUGAGUCCAUCCCAUCAACCCAGACCAGCCAAUCACCUUCCCCUGCUGCCGCCGUCCCACACUCUGCCUGUGACCCCAGCCUCGCAGGUCCGACAACACCUCAACAGAAAUGUCAGACCAUCGCCUGCAUUGACAGAUUCCCCCUCCCUCCCUCUGCAGGUGGACUCCCACCUGAAGUUUGGCGCAUCAAAGCAGCACAGCCAGACAAGUCGGAACUCUCUGAUCACGUUGACAGCAUAGAUGGCGGCUUGGAGAACCUGCAAACCAUUUUGAACUCACAGACCUUCACCUUUGACACAAGUCCGCUGAUGGAUUUCUUCAGUUCAUCCAACCCUUCCGGUGACUUUGACCUGGACAGUUUGGACACUCUCCUCUCUGACGAACCCCCGAAGGAAAGUGAAGGAAAGCAGCUGGUGCAGUACACAGCCACACCCAUCCAAAUCCCUGAACCGCUCAGCCUGGAGGGGGAUGGAACGGACCUGCCGUCCCUGCUGGAGCUGGAGUCUCAGCCUUUUUUUGGCUCCGACGUGCCAUCAGAUGACGCCACUGACGAGCUGCUGAGGCAGACCCAACUUGACUCAAACCUUUGACAUCACCAAGAAUGUGAUGACCUCUGAGUAACCAUAGAAACAGGACACUGGGCAGCAAUAGAUGAUGAUGGCAUCAGUUGUAAAUCAUCAGAGGUCAUGUUUUAAUUAUGCAGAUAUUAUUGAUCAAUAUUAAUGCAUUUCUAUACUUUCUUUUAGUGUUUUUAUUUAGAUUUAUUAUUUUGAUCUUCACUGCUUAGAUCAAAUC
This is a messenger RNA of Menidia menidia (Atlantic silverside), 2159 nucleotides long. The record is from the annotation of a GenBank genome assembly. NCBI's taxonomy places the organism in Eukaryota, Metazoa, Chordata, Actinopteri, Atheriniformes, Atherinopsidae.